GCAAAUGAAACACAACCACUGACUGACAUCAUGCUCACAAUCUGUGUUUAUCACCUGGAGCGGGUAGCAGUGUGUGUAGUGGGUAGUGCGCCUGUCUCCACGAACUGUUUCAAACUGUCUUCACCGUGACCUCUUCCUGUCUCUCAGGCGAAGACAUGACUCUGUCUGUGGGCUGGCUCUCGGCUUUGGCCGUGGGUGUUUUCUCCGCUCUUGUCUUGCAGAAACUCUGCUUCCCAUAUUUUUGGAGAGAAUUCUUCUUUAUGCUAAAGCUGGUCAGAUUCGGCGUGAAGUUGGAGCUGUCCGAUCUGACGUCCAGCAUAUGUACGGUCCUGGACAAGUUCAUUGAGCAGGCGCAACGCACCCCCAACAAGCCGUUUGUCAUCUAUGAUGGAAACAUUCAUACCUACCGGGAUAUCGACCAGCGCAGCAACAGACUUGCCGGUGUUUUCCUGGAGAGAGUGAAGCUGAGAAAAGGAGACUGCGUUGCCUUGCUCAUGAGCAACGAACCAGACUUCCUGUGCGUUUGGUUUGGGUUGAAAAAGGUCGGCUGCUUGGUUGCUUUUCUCAACACUAACAUCAAGUCCAAGUCUCUGCUGCACUGCUUUAACUGCUGUGGGGCCAAAACUCUAAUUGUUGGAUCAGAUCUAAUGGAACAUGUGGACAGCCUCCUGGAGGACAACAUUCAGGUGUGGGCCAUGACGAGCCAGAGUGAGAACCCACGGGUGCACACUCUGUUGGAUAAGAUCCAAGGUGCCUCUGACCAGCCUGUACCAGCAGUGCUACGGGCCACUACCUCCCUCAGAUCCCCCACCCUCUACAUCUUCACCUCUGGAUCAACUGGGCUCCCUAAGGCUGCAGUCAUCACUCACAGGCAGUGUUUGUUCGCGACAGUAGGACUUUGGGCAUUUGGAGCAACUGCAGAUGAUGUGGUGUACAUUGCUCUGCCGCUCUACCACAGUGCUGCCUCCCUGAUCGGUAUAGGAGGAACCAUAGAGCUGGGUGCAACUUGCAUCUUGAAGAAGAAGUUCUCAGCCUCCCAGUUUUGGAAUGACUGCAGAAAACACAAUGUGACUGUGUUCCAGUAUAUUGGUGAACUCUGCAGAUACCUGUGCAACCAGCCUAAGACAGAGAUGGAUAAAGUUCACAAAGUGCGACUGGGAGUUGGGAAUGGGCUGCGGCCGGAUGUCUGGCGGGAGUUCCACAGGCGUUUUGGUGACAUCAAAAUGUGUGAGGUGUACGGCUCCACUGAGGGAAACCUGUGUCUCAUGAACCAUUUUGGCAAGAUUGGGACUGUGGGCCGCUCCAGUUUUUUUAACAAGCUCCUGUUCAGUUUUGAUCUGGUAAAGUAUGACACAGAAAAAGAUGAACCAGUGCGAGAUCAGUAUGGUUUCUGUCAGAGAGUUAAAAGGGGUGAGACCGGGCUUUUACUGUCCAAGGUGAGCACCUCUAACCCCUUCUUUGGUUAUGCUGGAAGCAAGCAGCUGACGGAGAAAAAGCUGACGAGAAAUGUGUUCAGGAAGGGAGAUGCCUACUUUAACACUGGGGAUCUCAUGGCAGAAGACCAGGAGAGCUUCAUGUAUUUCAGAGAUAGAAUGGGAGACACCUUCAGGUGGAAGGGUGAAAAUGUAGCAACGACGGAGGUAGCGGAGACUCUUGCGCCGGUGGAUUUCAUUCAAGAAGUCAAUGUAUAUGGAGUGGAAGUCCCAGGUAUGGCAGAGCACAGGGCAGGAAUGUCUGCCAUGACUUUAAGACCAGGUCUUACGUUUGAUGGGAAGAAGCUGCAUGAGUUUGUGAUGAGGGAUCUACCAGCGUACGCUCGUCCACUGUUCAUAAGACUUCAGGAGGCCUUAGAAAUGACAAGUACUUUCAAGCAGCAGAAGUUCAAGCUAGUGCAGAGCGGCUUCAACCCCUCAGCAAUCUCUGAUCCUCUCUAUGUGUUGGACUACCUGCAGAAAAGCUAUGUUCCUCUAACAGAUAGUAUCUAUCAGCGCAUCCUUGCUGGAGAACACAGGCUGUAGAACUCACAAAUAUGGAUGUGACUAAAACCUAUGAGUCUGCAAUCAAGUUGAAUGCUUUUCUGAGCUCUGAAUGAAAAUACCUCAUUCAAAUAGUGAACCAGAGGCUCAUGGUGAGUUGAACAGUUACUGGUUAUUGUUGUUAAAUAAAGUGUCAGCUCAAUAUAAAUACGUAUAAAAUUUGAGGGUUUUUUUUAGGGAUUAUUUUAGUGAAUUCUCUACGGUUGAGGGGGUCUGGAGAGGAUAAAAGUGCCUGAAAAUGACAAUGUCAGGAAAGAUAUCACUCAGUUUACACUUGAAUGUAAAAAGAAAGACCCUUUAAAAUGGUUUCAUGUUAUUUGGUCAACAGUUCCUUAAACUGUGUAGAUUAGCCCUUUAAAAUAACUUAAUAUAUUGCAGUCCGUCAAAUUUCAUUACAGCCAUUUGUGCUUGUGAACCUUUCCCACUUCAGAAUGGUGUGUUUACCAUUCAGCAAGAUGUCCAUUAACAUUCAAGGUUUUAAUUGGUCUGUGGUAGAUGCUGGAUCAGCUGGGAUUCAAAUGCCAUUAAGCUUGAUUCUUCCACCAACCUCAGAGCUUUUCAUGUAUUUAC
Molecule: messenger RNA, 2606 nt
Organism: Monopterus albus (swamp eel)
Lineage: Eukaryota; Metazoa; Chordata; Actinopteri; Synbranchiformes; Synbranchidae
Gene: slc27a6
Product: solute carrier family 27 member 6
Exons: 10
Coding region: 156-2018 (620 amino acids)
Biological process (GO): long-chain fatty acid import into cell; long-chain fatty acid metabolic process
Cellular component (GO): plasma membrane; endoplasmic reticulum membrane
Molecular function (GO): long-chain fatty acid transmembrane transporter activity; long-chain fatty acid-CoA ligase activity
Source: RefSeq, a predicted model, not a curated record